GCGAGGGGCGGAGGAAGAGAGGCAUGGCCCCCACUGUCACUAGCAGUGGUUGGUUCGGGCGGCUGUCAUGGCCUCCUCGGAGGGGCAGGCUGGCUCGAGUCCACCCGAGGCCUCCUCCCCGCCGGGAGCCUCCUCUGAAGAGCUGGUCCGAGAAAUCCUGAGAGGCUGCCUAUGCUUGCUGCCCAAGUUGCUGGGGCAGCUUAAUCUUGGAGAAGAUGUUGUGAAAAUCAACUAUGAUUGGAGCAAGCUUCAAGGUGCCUCAUCAAUGCAGCCCAGGUUGCUCUUGACUGCUCUGCAGCAGCAUAUUUCACUUUUACAGCCGUUUAUAGAAAAGCUUCAGUCUUUGAUUAAAGAAGAAAGCACUGUACCCAUUGAUGAUUCCGAUAAGACAAAAGAGAGAAAGUGUGAGACUAAUUCAAAUGUAAUAGAUAAAGAUGUGCAGGUGGAAGUAAAACACAUAGCCUUUGGUUCUGCAAAUCUGAAAGAGGCUCAUGUUGAUUUUGACCCAGAAGUAGUCCAGAUAAAAGCUGGGAAAGCUGAGAUUGAAAGACGAAUAUCAGCCUUCAUUGAAAGGAAACAAGCCGAGAUCAAUGAAAACAACGUCAGAGAAUUUUGCAAUGUUAUUGAUUGUAAUCAAGAAAACAGCUGUGCAAGGACUGAUGCAGUAUUCACACCCUACCCAGGAUUUAAAAGUCACGUGAAAGUUUCUCGAGUUGUCAAUACAUACGGGCCUCAGACUAGAAACCAAAUUGCUCAUGGGGCCAGUCAUCAAGCAAGUACCCUUCCUCAGGAUUGUGGGAAUCAGGCUGUAGAAGAGAGACUACAAAACAUUGAAGCUCAUUUAAGGUUACAAACAGGUGGACCAGUGCCAAAAGAUAUUUACCAAAGGAUAAAAAAGCUUGAAGAUAAAAUUCUUGAAUUGGAAGGGAUGUCUCCAGAAUAUUUUCACUCUGUGAAUUUGUCUGGCAAGAGAAGGAAAAUCCAAGAAAACCAGUUUAGUCAACCCACACAGAAAGCAGAAUUUAACAUUUGCAUAGCUGUUGCAGAGCCUGGCAUGUAGAAAUGCUCUUUGGUGACAUUUCUGUGGGAUUUCGGCCAGCAUCUGAAUCUGUCCUAAAAGGAUUUUUGCUCUCUGAAAUAGCUGUCUUUCAAUAUCCUCCCAAGAUUGUAGUCCUGCACUGCACCCACUGGAUUCAUUUGGACUUCCUUCUGAAUAGAUGUAUAUAGAGUUACUUUGUAAGUUGCUAAUUGGAUCCCAGUGCACAGUAUUGCAGCUUUGUUCAACAAUGUAUUAGUAAAUUGAAUUGGUCAUAAUCAUCAAAAGCUUCUUAUUCUAGCAUUGGAAUUCAUGGAACUUCCACUAUAAUUACUCCAGUGUAUUCAUAGGGUCAGCUUGGAUAUAACCUCCCACCCCCCAGCUUAAUCAUGAUUUAUUGAGAUAGGAAUAAGCAUCGUACUUGUGUAGUCUCCCCUUUGCUCUCCUAACAUUCUGAUUUCACUGUUUGCAUUAUGGCUAUUUUAAACCACAGUUCACCUUUCAAUCAGAUGUAAUGUUAAAUUCCAGACUACAAUACAAAGCCAGGGUUUAUAUCAUAGUUUAGAGUUAAAAGAUUAAACCACAGUUUCCUUUCUAUAAAAAGAAAGUAACCAUGGUUUGCAGUAACUACUAUACAAGUACUGCAGUUAGCACAUGAGAGAAGGGGAAGGGGGCAAGAACACCAUCCUCAUACAUUUCUCAGGAUUGAUCCAUGGUCAUUUUAAAUAAAUAGGUGCUGCUAAAGGUUUAUGCAAUAAAUUAAAGAUGUUAAACUCUCUUUUUUCUGAAUGGCAGAACUAUUCUUUGGCUGAACUUGAUGAGAAGAUCAAUGCACUUAAGCAAACAUUGCUGAGAAAAACAAACGAAGAGAGGCCCUGAUCAGCGUCUUUGAGUACAGCAAUGUGACUUCAUCAUGCUUUCAUGUGUACAUAACUCCUUUAGGCUGUCUGAGUACUGUUUGUUUAGGAGUUAUGGUAAGGAAACUAAACAAUGAAUAUAUGAAUUUGUCUAAUUCAUUUUAGAAACCUACAUUGAGUAAACUUCUUUGUUUCUUCAAAGUGAAGAAUGUUUUGGAAGUGACAUUGUAAAUAUCUCUUCCCUUCUGUUGGAAAGGAAGAUUUGUAGAACCGUUAAUUAAAAAAAAAAGGAAUCCUUUUGCUUUGCUGCAUCAAAUGAACUUUACAUUCUCUAUGUGACAUAGAUCAGAAGAAUGUCUCUUGGAAUAUAAUUCUGUUGAAAGACUGUCAUGUGAAAUGCAGUUCUUCAUAUAAUUCAUAUAACUUUGUUAAAUAAAGGAAAUGAAUACGCAGAAAAAUAAAGACUUGUAGUAACUGAUGGGACAGGUCAUGGAAUAUCUAUCAGGGAUAUUCUCCUGAUAGAGAAUAGAAGAUUAUCUCUGAAUAACUCUGUUUACAUGAUCACUACAGACCAUGACAGCUUGUGAAAGUUGCAGUGGGCUGCUGUGUGUGUUGGCAGCCAUGCUGAAUAUUCAGCCAUCAAAUAACUUUACAGCAGCCUAUGGGUUAUUUGAGGAUUGUAGGGAUCUGAAGAAUUACAAAUGGGUUAUCUUAACAUUGGUAAAUUGGCUGAAAGUAUUAUUAAAUAUAGAAUUAGCAAACACAUAGGGGGACAAGCCCUGAUGAAAAAGAAUUAGUAUAGCUACCUCAAAGUUAAGUCCUGCUCACUAACCUAUUAGAGCCUCGAUAAGCACAUGGACAGCGGCAAUCUUACAGGCGUUGUUUCUUUGGAUUUCCAAAUGGCCUUUGACAAAGUCCCUCAUCAAAGCCUCCUGAGCAAAUUUAGCAGCCAUGGAAUAAAGGGCAGGGGGGCUCUUGUGGUUCAAGCUGGUUAAAACAGAAAGCAAGAAAAAUAAACAUUAUUCCCCAAUGGCAGUGUGUAACCAGUGGGGUCCCACAACAUUCUGUAUUAGGAUCAGUGCUUUUUAAUGUAUUUGUAAAUCAUCUGGAAUUAGAAGUAAGCAGUGAAGUGCAAUGUAGGAGCCUGCCAGAAAAAGAGGUGGAAACCCUAAUUUAGUAUCCUCAACAUAGUUAAGUGCACAAUGACCUGGUUUACACAACAUGACAAUUCACCAAGGGCAGCAAGCCAUUGUUGGCUUUCCUGUUCUCCAAACACAGCUCAGUUAGUUCAUGCGAGUUUGUUUUUCCAACAAACCACCCUGAAAAUGCAUGGGCUGUUAAAGUGUGUGUUUUCCCCUGGUGCAGGGGGCAGUUGUUCAUCCAAAUCCAGCCAUGUGUAAAGUCCAGCUACCAGAGACUUGCUUGGCAAGAGCAACUACAUCCCUUUUGCUUUCAGAUGCUUUUCGCAUCAUUUAUGGACAAAGUUUUAAGGUUGGGUGAGUUCUAAAGAAAGCCAAAACAAAAACAAAAGCCCCCAAAGGAAUCUCUCUUCUAAGGACCACCUUCUUUGGAGGCUAGAUUGAUUCAACAGUUUAUCGAGCAAGCAGAUUCUGUUCCUGUACCAUAUUUCUGUAACUGAUUACUGCUUAUGAUAGGCCAAAUUUAAGAGCUUAGCCCAUCUAAAUGAGCUGUAUCAGAUGGAGCAGGCUUUAAAUUUCCAAAUACAAUGGAGUUUUCUUUGACUUGCAUUCUCUUCCCUACCACUAAGGACAUUUUGCUGAUUUUAUAUGUUGUCUUGUAUGUUUUCCUGCGUUCAUGGUAUUGUUUAAUCUGUUUACUGCUUUGUGAGUUCAGUUGAGUAAUAGCAGACAAAUCAACCAUUAAAAAAACACAGUGAAUAAAUUAA
Varanus komodoensis (Komodo dragon) is the source of this 3799-nucleotide messenger RNA. RefSeq names its product MAP3K12 binding inhibitory protein 1 (gene MBIP). Gene Ontology annotation, cellular component: cytosol. The transcript is spliced from 9 exons. NCBI's taxonomy places the organism in Eukaryota, Metazoa, Chordata, Lepidosauria, Squamata, Varanidae. Bases 68 to 1060 code for a protein of 330 amino acids. The record is from RefSeq and is a predicted model, not a curated record.